Molecule: messenger RNA, 1803 nt
Organism: Babesia bigemina
Lineage: Eukaryota; Apicomplexa; Aconoidasida; Piroplasmida; Babesiidae
Exons: 6
Coding region: 1-1803 (600 amino acids)
Source: RefSeq, a predicted model, not a curated record
AUGUAUCAGGGGCCAUUCACAACAACAAUCGAUGAACCAGCGUUGGAAAUAGCGGUCAUAAACAAGCCUAUCAAAGACGGUUUCAUGGCCAAAACGGCCGUAUCGAUGACGGAGUUUCUCCGACUCUACUGCUCCAUCCCUCUGGCCAUUGUCGCCCUCAUCGCCAUGAAACGCUACAUAGGGAGUAUCGUCAGCCGGUUUGUAUUGACGCGGCGGAACAUCGAAGAGGGGCGCUACUUUUGGGUAAAGAAUACGGACGUGUUCGACCAGCAUGCCCAACGAAAGUACUCCUACUACGAGGGUAGCGACACGGACCAGGUGGUUUCCGACGUGAAAGCGUAUCAGGCAUACAAAACCGAUGGUUUCUGGACAAAUCGCAGUUGUUACCUCCUAUCUACGCAGUUAUGCAAUACGUACGUUCUUAACAUCCCAUGUUACAGCGAUGUCAGAUUCACCACGCAGAUGUUCCCCGCGGUGAAUCGCCGGUUCUGCGUAUUGACCGCCGAAAUUAAGGAGGUUGACCUCUACGAGACCGAUAUGCCGUUGGAAGGUGAAUACUCGCCGGUGUCACACACGGAUUACGACAUACUGAACGAAACCACAGCUUCCCUCGAGUUGAACGUUCCCGAUGUGGUGGACGUAUACCCGUGGGAUGGUCCCACGCCAAACACGGCUUCGUCGGCAGUGCAGCCAGCCAAUCCAUCCGUAGUAAAGAAGCGCGCAUCGCCGCAAAAGUAUCAAAACGUGUCACCAUAUGGAGGGCUCGAUGGAGAGACGCCUUUGUGGGUGCAGCUGGACUACAUCAUGAGGAUAGACCCCAGGUUCUGGAACAAGGUCAUUGCCGCAGUGGACGCACGGCAUAUCACGUAUUUCAUCACAUACAACCUCGUCAAGAACACUGCGAGAUUCUCCCAGGAUGUUAUUUUCAACGGCGUUUCGAAGAUGAGGACCGUAGUGCAGUCCAGGGUUAACCAGCUGCGGGCGGACGACAGUGACAGCAUUGGCAUAUUCCACAGGAAUAUGCGCCAGCCGUUGAUAGGCGAAGCUUACGCGGCGCUGAAGGUGUUUGACGGGUCUCCUGUCGGGUCAGAAGGUAGCGGCACUACUAGCCUACAUACAGAUCGCAAUACACGGAGCAGCCGCGACGGUCUGCUUAGGGCGGAUAACUACUUUUCAUUAGUCUGUAUGUUGUUGGGGCUGUCUUUCACGACGCUGGCCACGCUCGAGAACACUAACUCGAAGUGGAUUCUGGCGCAGAACAUCAUAUUGGGUAUCGCAAUCGCAUAUGCCACGUUGUCCACUCUCGCCUUUGUGGUUGACACUGCUGCAAUAUUUUGGUUCGAACAAGACACCGACGUUCCGUAUUCUAACGUGCAAGUGGUUGUCAAGGACGCGAACGCCAAGGUGGUGGACGUUAUUCCGGCCGACUGCCGCAAACCAAUAGACGUGGCUUUGGUCACAAUUAACAACGAGCAGGUCACUUUGAUGAGGAGCCAUGAGGCAUACAGGACGCCGACGAUUGCCGUUUCGCUGGAGCAUGUGGAGUAUUCGAGUUGGUACGUGCCCUACAUCACGAUCGCAUACUUGUCCAACGCGGCGGAUGCAGACGCAAUAAACCAGAGCCAAGCGAAUCGGAGGUUCCUCAAGGCGCACCUGUUGAGCAGGUUCAGCCCCCGUAUAGCUCACUCGCUUGCCAGGUGUGUACUCCCGUCCACAUUAUGCCCAAUGGUGCUUAGGAAGAUUGUCAACCACGUCGCUGACAACCCGCAAUACCAGUGCUUCUGCUUCUACGUCGCAGUGUGA